Eimeria maxima is the source of this 1563-nucleotide messenger RNA. RefSeq lists its product as hypothetical. The transcript is spliced from 2 exons. NCBI's taxonomy places the organism in Eukaryota, Apicomplexa, Conoidasida, Eucoccidiorida, Eimeriidae. The record is from RefSeq and is a predicted model, not a curated record. Bases 1 to 1563 code for a protein of 520 amino acids.
AUGAUCGCGCUUCAUCCACUAAAUCAUAAAGCUUACUUUCAAGCAAAGCCAGUGUCAGUGUCAGAGCUUCCCAAAUCUGCAGAAGAUGUGGAACCCAGUGAGAAAGCCCUCCAGUCUACUGAAGAUCUUAAUCCCCACGAGGAGGACAUGAAGUUGGAAGAAGAUCUGAAACUUCGAGAGCAAUCCUCCGGACUCCCUUCAGAUCGGGAGGACGCUCACGAGGGAGCCAGCAAGUCUGCUGAAGAUGUGGAACCCGACAAGGGAGCCCUCCCGUCUACUAAAGACCUAAAUCCCCAUGGGGAGACCCUGAAGUUGGGUGAAGAUCUCAAACUUCGAGAGAAAGCCUCCACGCCACCUCCAGAUGUGGAGUCCCACGAGGGAGCCAGCAACUCUGUUGAAGCGUUGAAACUCCAAAGAAGAAAGACCAGGUCUGCUAGAAAAGUAGAACCGAAAGAAAAAGCCACCAAGUUGGCCCAAAUUCCGAACGUGCAGGGUAAGACCGCCGAAUUUAAUGAAGACCUGAAGCCCUACGAGCAGGCCUUCAGAGAAGCAGCGUCGAUAUUUUUAACACACUGGAAGUUUUCACAACCAGUUGUAAGGGGAGCAUUUGCAAGGUACUUCACACCCACAACUCGAAAAAAGAAAAGACCAGACCUUAACCCUCUGGGAUUGUUCAAGAAGCACAUCGAUGCGAUGACGGCAAUGGAACGACCGGACCCUUCGGAUGUGGAGACAUGCAGGGAAUACAAGCUGAACUUGUUGCUGCUAACAGGAAUUUGCGGCGCUGCAGAGGAAUCGCUGAAAAUGCUGGAGGAGCUUGAAGACUUGCACUCUAGAACAAAAAUUCCAGUACCAAUACUAGGCUUGGGACGCUCGUAUCAACUGCCGCCAUUAGAGGAGUUCGUAAACCAACUGCAAGAGGACGGAGUGACCUUUGGUGACUUUGUUAAAGGAAAGCUAGAUUUGGUGCCAGCCGAAGCUGCAGGGGGCGUAGUCACUUCUUUGGUCGUAGCCCUGGGCAAUUCCGUUGGUUUAGAUUUGUCAAGAAGGCUGGGUCCAUUUUCCAAAGUGCUUGGCCUUUUCGACUCAGUUGCAUUGAGGCUUAUGCACCCUACCGAAGAGGUGCCCAAGGCCUUGCUUGAUUUGUUUGAGGCUAGCAUACGCCAGGAUGCAAUAUUAAAGGGUGGUCUCGCAAGUGCACGUGAAAAAUUCGCCCCGUUCCUGGCUGCUCAAGGACUCGAUGUUACAGCAACCUUGCAUAAUGUUUCUCCAUUGAAUCUCCUCUAUUCUGGAAAGAUUUUCGAUACCAGUCUCGUCUUCUCCUCUUCUAGAAACGGAGGUGUGGAGGAUGCCGACGACGCAACUGAGCAGUUGUUACAGGCUGGAAAGACUCUUUGGACUACACAUGGAAUGUAUGUGCGGCUAACGUACUAUAUGACAGAGAGUGAAAGAGUACCCGAGCAAUUACGUAACCGCAGAAGAGACUUUAUGAAGCUCUCAAAGAACGGGAAGUCGGUUCGUGAAACAGAUGAUUUGCAGUCUCUCGCCAGAUUCCUCAUCUAG